GUUCUCGUAGGUUAGGUUUCGCUGUGUGUUGACUUGACUUGAGUUUAAAAAUUAAAACUAACCUCUUUUCGGUGACUUGACGACACCAUAGCACAUAAGUCUUGUUACGUUUGUUUUACCUUAGUGUUAUUAAUGAUAGUUUAAAACUAAAAUACCUUGAGGUGCAUGUGAUAUUUUUAAGGUAGGCCUAGACAAUUCUAAAAUCAUGGAAGAAGUUCACUUAACCACAAUCAAACCCAAAAACAACGUUUUAUUGUUGGCUCAAGAAAUUUCUUUUGCUAAAGUUUUAGCCUGUAAUGAUAAACGCUUGAGGGAUCGAGGUGUGAGAAGACUGAAAAAAUGGUUUAUGGCACGGUCUCAAGGUUCCAUGGACUUUACCAAGGAUGAUUUUAUGCGAAUUUGGAAAGGACUAUUCUAUUGUAUGUGGAUGUCUGACAAACCUCUGGUUCAAGAAGAUUUAGCAGAAGAAAUAAGCAAACUGAUUCACAGUUUUGCAAAUUUCAAAGCAUCUCUGUUGUUUAUUGAAACAUUCUUCUCCUCUCUAUCAAUUGAGUGGUUUGGUAUUGACCAGCUCCGACUGGAUAAGUAUUUGAUGUUGGUGCGGAGAUUCAUUCGUCAGAGUUUGGAGCUCGUUGCACGAUCAGGAUGGCGCGACUCUGAGGUCAAACAACUCACCCACGUGUAUCACCAGACGCUCACCUCCGCACCUAUGGGUCUCAACAUGCAUAUCAUAGAGGUCUUCUGUGAGGAGCUGGCUAAGGUGGGGAAAGGCGAACUGUCUAGUUCCACAAUCCUACAGUUUAUCACAGUGUUUGCCAAGGUCAUGGCGAAUUUGAAAGACGGCCGAAUGAUUUCCCAGAUCAUGAGAUAUGUUUUCUUGCACCUCAUUCGUCAAACAGAACUGGGAAUCGAACAUCAUAUGAAGGAACAGGCCUGGAAGGAGUAUGGGUUUCCUGGAGGCGAUGUGGAUGCAGCAGAAAAGAUAGAAGCGGAUUCUGAUGAAGAAGUGGAAGAGGAAAGUGAAGAUGGAGAAGAGUGGGAGGAAGAGAGAGAAGUGGCACAAGAUGCUAGAGCAGGCAGAGUAGACGUGCUGCUACCUCCGCUGGACUUUGAUAUCAGGGAUUUGUUAGAAGUGCUGCGAGAACUCAGAAACAUGAAAGAGACGACGACCAAGGCCAGGAAAACACUCAUACAACUUAUAGCCAAAUAUGAAAAUUUGGCAGCAGGAAAAUACCCUCUUGGAAUUCACAAGGUAGAUUUACCUAAUAAAGUAGAUAAAAAGAAGGAAAUAACUCAAGCAGCUAAAAGGUUAUUGAUGGAGGAAGAGAAACGCCGAAGAGAAGAAGAUGAUGAUGUAGAAACUGGUUUAAGCAAGAGAAAAAGUAAAAAACUGAAAGUGUUGAAGGAGAAAACAUCAUUUUGGAAAGUUUCAGAGUCAAAUGAAAGUGCUGAUAACUCUUUGUCGGAGACGAACACAUCUUGGGAAGUUAGUGAAUCAGAGAGUAAAUCAACUAAAACAAAAAAAACGCAAAACAAGAGAAAGCUCAAAGAAGAAAGUAAUGGAAACUCUAGUGAACAUAUGAAAAAAUUAAAGAUUUCACAGUUUUCUGUCACCGAAAGUAAAGAUAAUUCUAUCAAGUCUACUGAAACAAGUACUCCAAAGGCAAAAAAUGUGAACCUGAAUAAUUCUGAGUUUUCAGUGAGUGACUGUAAAAUAAUUACUCCUAAAUCAUCGGAAAAAAAGACGCUGAAAAAGAGUACACCUAAAUUCACAGCCAAGUCUCCUAAAACGAGUACUCCAAAGGCCGAAAACGCAAACCUUGAUAAUUCUCAGUUAUUAGUUAAUGACUGUAAAAUAAUUACUCCUAAAACGUCAAAACAAAAGACGCCAAAAACGAGUACACCUCAUAUCACAACCACUUCUGAAAAUAUCACACCACACGUGGAAGAAAUUAAGACACCUCUAACAAGGAAGGAUAAGAAUAAAACUAAGAGAAAUAAAAGAUUGAAAAAUUCAUCUACCGACAUUCCAACAGAAGAAAUUCAGAGUCCAGAAAUCGAUAGUACUACCAAUAAUUCUGAAAUGGCAAACGGUGAGAGUAGAAUCUCAGCAGAAACCUCAAGUCUCCAGCUAAACACUUCGACAACAGACAAAAACAACGGAUGGGGAGGAGAAUGGGAGGACAAACCGCAGGAUGUUGAGUACGAGAUAUUUAUACCUAACAAGAAGUAUGUAGAAAAAAGAAAAUCCCUUGGACUCCCGUUCCCUGUCUCGUCAUUUGUCCAAAAAUCUGCUGAGAAAGUAACACCAGUCAAUAAAUCAAAGAGGAUACAACAAAACCAAUCUGCAACUCCUGGGAGUCAGAAGAAAGUUGAAUUCAAUCUGAGUGCCAACCGAGCCCAAGAAUACAAAGAGUACGCAAAGAAACUAAAAACUGCCAAAAAUGAAAUCGCUUUCGACGCAUCAAAAAAACCUGUGCAAGGUUUACUUAAAAACUCAACCCCAAGUCCUAUCAACCCGUUUUACAAGAAAAAGCUGAAUUUCUUGAAAAAAUCUCCAACUAGCAGUUGAAUUUAAAGUUGGUACAUUUGUUAUAAAUGUAAAUUUUUUACAGUCUUCUGGAAUAUUAAAGAUUAAGUUCUGCACAUGGAA
Macrosteles quadrilineatus (aster leafhopper) is the source of this 2653-nucleotide messenger RNA. RefSeq names its product ribosomal RNA processing protein 1 homolog A-like. The transcript is spliced from 9 exons. Gene Ontology annotation, biological process: rRNA processing. Gene Ontology annotation, cellular component: preribosome, large subunit precursor; nucleus; preribosome, small subunit precursor. The coding region runs from base 206 to 2572 and encodes 788 amino acids. Lineage: Eukaryota; Metazoa; Arthropoda; Insecta; Hemiptera; Cicadellidae. The record is from RefSeq and is a predicted model, not a curated record.